Molecule: messenger RNA, 2025 nt
Organism: Acanthaster planci (crown-of-thorns starfish)
Lineage: Eukaryota; Metazoa; Echinodermata; Asteroidea; Valvatida; Acanthasteridae
Gene: wnt16
Product: Wnt family member 16
Biological process (GO): canonical Wnt signaling pathway; cell fate commitment; multicellular organism development
Cellular component (GO): extracellular region
Molecular function (GO): frizzled binding; cytokine activity
Source: RefSeq, a predicted model, not a curated record
UUCUCGUCAGAACAUUGGUAGACUUCACUUCAUGCGCAAAGUGUGUUCAGAGUUCCAGCCUCACCACUUGCUCUUGAAAAUCCAGGAAUUUUAUUACGGCUGGAAAGACUGUGUGCUUUUUUGCGGGGGAUUGUUUGGAGGUGGAUAACUUACCGCGAUCAGCUGUCUGGGGAAAAAUUUUGAACUGUUGAAGUUGUUUUGAGGUACUGGUACAACCUCUGGACAGCUGCGAUGGAUGCUAAAAAGUUACCGUAUUGGGAGUUUUCGUGCCUCAUUUUACUGUGCUUUCUGCCGGCCAUCUCUAAGGCAUCAUGGAUGUGGCUCGGCAUAGCGUCUCUUGGUACCGUCAACCAGCCCAGCGAUACAAACCCACCGGCCAGCAGUAGCCCCGGCCUCGCACGGACGCAGCCGACUACCCUGGGCCAGUCUGUGUGUUCCCUCGUGCCCGGACUGGCUCACGAGCAGCGUACCGUUUGCGAACAGAGACCCGAGGCCAUACCGGUGAUCGGGGCGGGGGCACGGCUGGGCAUCACCGAGUGUCAGAGGCAGUUCCGGGACGAGAGGUGGAACUGCACCAUUCAUGAUCAGGAGCAGAACGCAUUUGGAAAGGUCCUCAAAACAGGGAGUCGGGAGACGGCCUUCGUGUACGCCAUCACCAGCGCAGGCGUGGUACACGCCGUCACCAAGACUUGCAGCCUGGGAAACCUGACAGACUGUUCCUGCGACGAGUCGCGCAACGGGAUGGUCAACGCCGAAGGCUGGCAGUGGGGCGGCUGCAGCGAUAACCUUGACUACGGCAUCCACAUCGGCAGGCAGUUCGUGGACGCCGGGGAGGUGCGAAGGGACGAGGAGGAAGGAAAAAGCAGCCGGGUCCGAGGCGCCAUGAACCUGCACAACAAUGAGGUUGGAAGACAGAUGAUCCAGCAGCUCAUGUCCAGACAGUGUCGAUGCCACGGGGUCUCGGGCUCUUGCACUGUCAAGUCCUGCUGGAACACCAUGCCGGACUUCCUGGUCGUGGGCGACCACCUCAAGAAGCGCUACCAGCGGUCGGUGGAGAUCCUCAACAGGCCCAGCAAGCGUCGGCUCCGGCGGAAGGACCGCGCCCAGCGUAAAGCACCCAUCGGUCGCGACGAGAUGGUCCACCUGGAGCGCUCACCCAACUACUGCGUGCGGGACCCGAGCAAGGGGAUCAUGGGCACGUUGGGGAGGGAGUGCAACCGGACCUCGGACGGGGCCAGCAGCUGCGACUUGCUGUGCUGCGGAAGGGGUUACAACACCCAGGAGGUGCGCCUGGUAGAGCGAUGCGACUGCAGGUUCAUCUGGUGCUGUGAGGUCAAGUGUAGGAUCUGUGAGACGGUGACAGACCUGUACACGUGUAAAUGAGGAUGCAGUCUUCUCUCCUAGCGAAGAAAUGGCAGAGACAUUUCCUUAGUCACAAGACGGAGCAAUAAAGACUUUAGCUCUUGUUUAUACGCAGCAGUUGGAAUGGCCUUGAAAAACUCGGCCACACCCUCAAGUCCCAUGUCAAAUCUGUCGUGAGAUGGAUAGGGGUGUGUGGGGAAAAUAGGUUCCCCCAUGACAAUGGGACAAGACGAAAAACGAAAGCAAUAUGAAAGAAAUGAAAGGAAGAGAAGCAAACUGAGUCACUAUUUAAGCCACUUUCUUUGUGAAUAUUAUAAAAGGUGUCUGUAUUGUAAUUUCAAGAUUUUGUUUAACCUGCGUCACUUUUUGGACCAGCUUUUUCAAUGGCCAAAGUUUGAUUUUGUGCCAAAUACACGUUUCAUCCAGGACACACGCAAAGCUCGACUGAUUAACCAUACACAUGGGCACCAGAGAUACCCCAGCCAAUAAGCACGGAAUCACAGAGUCUUGGUUCAAGGGCCCCCAAAUUUCCCUUUCCUCAUUUCCACAAUAACUCGUCGGGUGCCCAGCAGAAGGGCUUAUUCAAGUGAACUUACGCCCUUUUGCCGGGAAGCAUGAUCACAGCAGAAAAAAAUGUUCCCGGCGAAAGGGUGUAAGAAACAC